Messenger RNA from Hemicordylus capensis (graceful crag lizard), 2262 nucleotides. RefSeq lists its product as uncharacterized. The record is from RefSeq and is a predicted model, not a curated record. Lineage: Eukaryota; Metazoa; Chordata; Lepidosauria; Squamata; Cordylidae. The transcript has 10 exons. Bases 44 to 2149 code for a protein of 701 amino acids.
UUCUUCUUUUUUCUGAGCAGAGAAAGAUGAGGCUUUGAACAGGAUGCAAAAAGAAGUCAUGAAGGCAUUGGAAACCAGGAAGCUGAAUGCCAGCAGUACACUGAACAUUGUGCCUGAGAAACCUUUACACAGCAACAUAACAAUGAAGGUCACCGUGAGGCAGAGAAACACCAAUUUAGGUGAACUCAACCCACACCUUUUGAAAUCGGUCCAGGAAUUAGGUAAGCUGAAACCUGAAGAGGUCCUGCAAAUCAAGUGGAAUGACACGUCUGAACUGAAAAAGCUGUACAUGCUGGCCAAUUUGCUACAGAUGGCACUCAGAGAACAAGUUACAGAAGACUUGAUAAGUUACAUUCUUAUCAUUCUGAAACAUGUCAGGGAGUCAAGCCAGCAAGACCGCUCUCUGCAUGAGGAAGAAACAGCGGCUCCCAGUACCACCACCACCACCACUACCACCACCACUACUACCACUAGCACCACUAGUCCCAUUAGUCAGAGUUUGCUGCUGGAGGGUAGGUCCAGCUCUUCCCAAAAUGAACCUAGUGAAGGAAACUCAGAGCAGACAUCACAGAAUGCACCAUUAAUGUCAAAGGAGGCGCUGCUCAACCAGCUCACGCGUGGAACUCAGGAAGGUGGUGUGCCCCAAAUCCCAGGAGAUAACGCAGAGGCACCCCAAAUCCCAGGAGAUGACACAGAGGCCUCCCAUGAGACACACUGGGAGCAUCAUGAAGUGAAGACCACUGCUCGCCACAAGCUGAACAUCUUGCCCACUGAUGAUGACUACUUGCUUCAAGGGGACCUUUUUGAAGCUGAGCUGAACAAGCGGCUAUCGCCCCUUAUCCCAAACACACCAGUGAGGAACCUCAUAUCCCACACACUCCGUAUCCUCAAAAUGGACUGUACAGUGUCCAGGGUCCAGUUGGCCUGUGCUACGCUAAUCUCCAGAACAGGUCUCCUCAUGAAACUAUUCAGUGAGAGAGAAAACUUCAUGGAUAACUCCGCAUUGUGGAAGUCAUACUUCUUGUCUAUGAAGUAUGUCUCCAACUUGGCCACAGGAAGUCCAAGAAAACUGGGGAAAUCUGAAAUUGGAAGCCAGGGAAUCCCAGAAUAUGGCUAUGGCAAAAAGCUGUUGUUUGCUAUUUCAGUGACUGCAGUGAUAAUAAUCAUCAUUUCAGUAAUUGGGCUGAUUGAGUCUUCCGGUGCAGGUUCUUCAAUGCUCGAUAAGCCUCUUUGGCUCAAGUAUAUGUACCAGCUUCUGGAUGAAGUACGGAAAAAGAGCAUGGUGGACAAAAUGCAUGAUGAAGAAUCCUCUGAAGACGAGGAUAUAUUCAGCUGGGCAAGAGUUCCCGGAGCUCCACCAGGUCCACCAAGCCCAUCACCAGUAGAACAACCGCCUUCAAGAAGGCCCAGCUCAAGAAAAAUGACCUUUCUGUGCAGAAAGAAGAAAGGUGCAAAACGGUAUGAUGAAGAAUCUAAGAUCCAGACUUCUAAGACUUCGAAGGUCCAGGAUAUAUUCAGCGGGGCAAGGUCACAAAUGACUGCACCGUCCCCUGCUAGAAAGCCCAGUUCCAAGACACUGUCUGCACAUCCGUCCCACUUUGCACCUCAAUCCGCACCUCCAUCUGUACCUCCAUCAAUGCCCAUGUAUAUGUCUCCGUCCGUACCUCCAUCCUUACCUCCAUCCGUACCUCCAUACAUAACUCCGUACGCCCCUCCAUCUGCAACUCCAUCUGUACAUCCAUACGUACCCCCAUCAGUAUCUCCAUCCAUCCAUCAGUCCGUACCUCUAUCUGUACUUCAGUCUGUACCUCCAUCCGAAUAUCAGUCCGUACCUCCGUCUGCACCUCACUCCGCACGUCCGUCUGUACAUCAGUCCGCACCUCCGUCCGCACCUCCCUCUGCACCUCACUCCGCACGUCCGUCUAUACCUGCACCUGUGGAAGGAGCUCCGCACACACCAUCACCAAAAUCAUCAUUGACAAAGCCCCCCAGUGAAGCUUCAAAACGAGGAUCGACGGCAGAAGGUGGCGCUAGCACAGAGUCAAAGAAAGCAAGUUCGGGUGCAGGAAGCCAAGCUGGAGGAAGCCAAGCUGGAGGAAGCCAAGCUGGAGGAAGUGAAGGUAGAGGAAGCGCAACGGAAGAAGAUUGACCUUUGUUCGCUUGUAAAUAAUGUUAUAUUAUCUGUAGAGCUCUGUACAAAGUUCUGUUAUUAUUACUAUUAUAAUACUAUUAUUAUUAUUAAAUACAUAACUCCAAAAGACA